This is a messenger RNA of Phaedon cochleariae (mustard beetle), 2016 nucleotides long. Lineage: Eukaryota; Metazoa; Arthropoda; Insecta; Coleoptera; Chrysomelidae. The record is from the annotation of a GenBank genome assembly.
AUGAGAGUCACCAAAUUCACAGUGGGAAUUUUAGUAUCAAUGAUACUAUUAUCCAUAUUUUUUGCAAAUCUUCUAAAUUUGUUGAGCACCCAAGCUCUGACCACAGAUGAAUUCACCAAAGAUAAUUUCAUCAAUGUAACUGAUACUUCAGAGAAUCUGAUGUGGUUUCUUCAGAUAUCUGACAUUCAUAUAAGUAUAUUCAGGGAUCCUUUGAGAAUAACAGAAUUCAAAGAGUUUUGUCAAUACACUAUAAGUACAAUAAAACCUAUGGUUGUUUUGGCUUCUGGAGAUCUCACUGAUGCCAAAACCAAAGAUGCCAUUGGAUCAAAGCAAUAUGAAGAUGAAUGGAGAUAUUAUAGGGAUAUUUUGAAGGAGACCCAUGUGAAAGAAAAGACUUUGUGGCUAGAUAUCAGAGGAAACCAUGAUAAUUUCAAUGUUGCUGACUUAUCUUCAAAGCAAAAUUAUUUCACAAACUAUUCUGUACAAGGAAGGGCUCAUCCCAGGUCAUACAUGUAUCAAAUGAGGAAGAGGAACACUUUGUACACAUUUAUUGGGAUUGAUGCUUGUCUAGAACCUGGACCUAGACGACCCUUCAAUUUUGUUGGGAUGCUAGAUGAUGUAGAAGUUGAUGAAAUCAAUUCACUCAUCAAAAAAACAGAAUCCAGUCCCAGUAACUAUACAAUAUUUUUCGGACACUUCCCAACAUCCUGUAUUUUGACUACUAGUGGUACAGAGAGUGCCAGAGAUUUGAUAGGAAAGCACAAAAAGGGUUUAGUUUAUGUUUGUGGACAUUUGCACAGGUUGGGUGGACUUGUUCCCAAAAUGUACACUUUGCAAAAAGCUGGAUUUUUGGAACUGGAACUUGGAGACUGGAAGGAUAACAGGGUAUAUCGAUUAUUAGCAAUAGAUCAUGGAAUGUUAUCAUUCAUUGAUAUUCAUCAUAGACAAUGGCCUGUGGUACUUAUAACAACUCCUAAACACGCCCUAUUCAUGAACCCUGCAAAGGAAAAUAUCAACAUCUUGAGGCAUUCUACCAAUAUAAGAAUUUUAGCCUUUUCCUUGUCAAGGAUCGACUUUGUUAAGGUUAAAAUUGAUGAUGGCAGCUGGAUACAAUGCAAACGGGUGAAAGGUCCCCUGUUUGUAGCUCCGUGGAAUCCACAUGAUUAUCUACAAGGGCUCCACAACAUUGAGGUUUUCGUAAAAGAUGUGGAUGGCCGUACGAGGUCUGACUUGCAGCCGUUUUCUUUGGAUGGCACUCGACUGUCUUUCGGAGUCUUAUCCAAAUUAGCUCUUAUGACAAAUGCAAGCGUGAUAUUCAAAUCGUUCUUUUACGUGAUGAUGGUGUUGACAGUAUUACCACUGGUGCUCAUCAGAUACAUUCAUUUUCUGGUAGCAGGUGGCAAACUGGUGAAACCGAGGGCGAGGAAGUCCUGCUGGUUCUCCUGGUUGCGCAAGAUGUGGAUCCUCACCACCGUCGAUAGGCUCUUCUGGCCCGUCGUCCUCUAUCCCGUCUAUCUGGCGGUCGGCCCUUGGUCGAUAGGGCACAUCGUCGAAGAGCACGUGGGCGCCAUUUUCGCUUGGGGCAUUUACGUCAACGGCACUUUUUUGCCGGGGGCGUUCACUUAUUGCUACGGUUUCGUGCAGUUUGUCACCUUCCAAAUUCCUUUGACGUGCAUAGUAGCCAAUGCAGUUUUCUUCAGGUUUCAAGAACUGCAAUCGAAAUAUGAAAGGAAGGAAACUUUGACUAGAAAGAUAUGUCGUCACAUGCCGUUCACCGUCAUUUUCUCGAUACAAGUCAUAAUGGCCUACCUGUUUUGGUUGGCCUACGGCACGAUGGCAUUCUUCCUGGGCCCCCUUAGAACGUGGUCACUCCUUUUGGCGGCCAUUUUGUACUACCAGGCGUUGCAUCUUCCAGAAAAAUGCAUAAGGAGAGCCCUAGAAGUUUGGCAUGUGUCUUCUGAUGCAAACGUAGAAGAAACUGAUCUCAACGUGUCUCCAGCAGAAAAAAGCAACUGA